This is a messenger RNA of Branchiostoma floridae (Florida lancelet), 1983 nucleotides long. RefSeq names its product solute carrier family 46 member 3-like. Bases 58 to 1488 code for a protein of 476 amino acids. The record is from RefSeq and is a predicted model, not a curated record. Gene Ontology annotation, molecular function: transmembrane transporter activity. Gene Ontology annotation, biological process: transmembrane transport. The transcript has 5 exons. Gene Ontology annotation, cellular component: membrane. Lineage: Eukaryota; Metazoa; Chordata; Leptocardii; Amphioxiformes; Branchiostomatidae.
AUUAGUGUUACCAGCCAUCUCCAAUAUUACGGCUAGUAUCUAAAUAUCAGGGUCGUUAUGGAGCGGUCGUUGCGUGACAUCAUCACGGUGGAGCCCGUCAUCGCCCUGUACAUGAUGGCCCUCAACCUGCAGACCCCGGUACUGCAGCAGGUCGUCUGGGUCAAGUCCUGUCUCAGCAUGUUCAACCAGACGUUCUGCGACGGUCUCGAGAAAAGCGAUAACGUCGAGCUGCAAGACGCCGUCCAGAGCCAGGCUUCCAUCUGGAUUCUCGCGAACGUGAUCGCGCUCACCAUACCAUCCAUCAUCGUCACCGUUUUCGUCGGCCCGUGGAGCGACCGCGUCGGACGGAAGGUCGCCAUGAUCCUUCCCGCGCUCGGAGGCUGCCUCAUGAGCGUCAACAUCGUGUUCCAGUCGUGGUGGAUUGACCUACCGUGGUACUUGUUGCUGAUUGGACCGUUCAUAAGCGGAUUCUGCGGCGGCUUCGCAACGGUCUUGCUGUCCGUGUUCAGCUAUCUCGCCGACGUCACGACCAAAGAGGAGCGUACGAAAAGAAUGGGGAUCGUAGACGCUACGAACACGUUAGGGUGCACCGUCGGCUUGCUGAUAAGCGGUGUCAUGGCGGACAACGUCGGUUACGUCCCGGUCUUUGUCACUUGUGCGGCUCUACAGUUUCUAGCGAUACUCUACGUCAUCUUCUGGUUGAAGAACCCUGACCCUGUUAGGCCGAGAGGGACUUCUCUAUUGAACGUGGACCCUUCGGAAGAAAGGGGCGCUUGUCUGCAAUUUUUUAGUCUUAAAAAUAUCAAGAAGGUGGCUCAAAUAUGCACGAAGAAGAGACCAAAUAACCGAAGGGUGCAUGUGAACCUGACCUACCUGUGUCUUUUCCUCUCUGCACUCAUCCAAGCAGGUGUUGCAGAAGUGGGUCUACUCUUCGUGAAAGCGGAGCCGUUAAAGUGGUCGGAGAGUCUGUACGGUUACUGGCAGGCGGCGCAGAACGUCAUUCCGUCCGUCACCCUGCUGGUCGUCAUGCCGUUCCUGGCCAAGCGUCUCCCGGACACCGCCCUUGUCAUCAUCGGGGGCGUCUCGUACGCGGCCAAGUUCGAAAUCAUGGCGUUUUCCAGCACCACAUGGCUCAUGUUCUGUGCGGCUGCGGCGGGUGCGUUUCAGUAUCUAGCCUUGGGUGCACUCCAUGGGAUGAUCUCCAAGCAGGUUGAUAGCAGUGAACAAGGUGCGACAUUCUCACUGAUGGGUGUGCUGGAGUGCGGUUCUGCUCUCUUCUCCAGCCUCAUCUUCAACUCCAUGUACGCCGCGACAAUCCGGUACUUCCACGGAGCAUGCUUCCUUCUCAUGGUCCUCAUGAGCUUCUUCAUCAUAGUCAUAAAUGUGUGGCAGGAAUGGGACGAAAAGCCCCAGUGGGUCUCACCCUCUCUCCAGGACCCUGAUGAUGAUGACAUCUUUGACAGCAAAAAGACGGCCCUUAUUACCUGAUCUUCCAUAAUGCCAGUUUCAAUUAUAUGUUAUUAAUCUCGAGCAGGUUCUAGCCAGCACCUGUCGGAAUUUUGCAGCUGGGGACAGACACAAAUUUUGCCCAUCCCGUCCUCUGUGAUGGACAAAAAUUGGCUUGUUAUGAUAUUAAAGAAAAGAAAUUUUACAAAGAUCUCCAGAAAUUGAGCACAGAUGCCGUUGAACUGAGCUGAGUCCAGUCUUAGCAACAUUUGCCCCUCAAAAUGCAAGAAAUAGUGUUUCAGAUUUCAAAGUUUUUCCGGACCCACUAGGACUGUCUCAUGGAAGCCCAUGGCAUUUAACAGGAUUUUUGUUUAAAAACCAGGGGACGGAAAAAAUUUCAGGCUGGCAAGAACGCUGAUCUCGAGCUAUUUAAAUUUCUGGAGACCAAGAAUCUUCUAUAUAGCCAUGGAAUUCACCAUUUAGGUACCCUAUCUUCUUAACGGUGAUCGCUGAGAGACCUUGACCAUACAGUGACUC